AUGUCGAUAUGUUUUAUCUUUGUCUGUCCGUCUGUCUGUCUGCCUGUCUAUCUAUAUAUCUGUCUCAAUCUGUUCAUAUCUAUCUAUCUAUCUAUCUAUCUAUCUAUCUAUCUAUCUAUCUAUCUAUCUAUCUAUCUUAAUCUGCUCAUAUCUAUCUAUCUAUCUAUCUAUCUAUCUAUCUAUCUAUCUAUCUAUCUAUCUAUGUAUGUAUGUAUGUAUCUAUCUAUCUCUUCUGAUAUCUAUCUAUCUAUCUAUCUAUCUAUCUAUCAAUGUCUGUCUGCUAAUAUCUAUCUAUCUAUCUAUCUAUCUAUCUAUAUAUAUAUAUAUAUAUAUAUAUAUAUCUUAAUCUGCUCAUAUCUAUUCAUCUGUCUUCUGCUAUUUAUGUAUGUAUGUAUGUAUCUAUGUAUCUAUCUAUCUAUCUAUCUAUCUAUCAAUCUUAGUCUGUUCAAAAUCUAUCUAUAUAUCUAUCUCAGUCUACAAAUAUUGUGCUUAUCUAUCUAUCUAUCUAUCUAUCUAUCUAUCUAUCUAUCUAUUUCUAUUUCAGUAUCUAUCUUAUUUUGUUCGUAUCUUAUUCUGUUCGUAUCUUAUUCUGUUCGUAUCUGUCUCAUUUUGUUCAUAUCUAUCUAUCUAUCUAUCUAUCUAUCUAUCUAUCUAUCUAUCUAUCUAUCUAUCUUAUUUUGUUCGUAUCUAUCUUAUUCUGUUCGUAUCUAUCUAUUUCAUUCUGUUCAUAUCUAUCUAUCUAUCUAA
This is a messenger RNA of Acanthosepion pharaonis, 747 nucleotides long. Lineage: Eukaryota; Metazoa; Mollusca; Cephalopoda; Sepiida; Sepiidae. The record is from the annotation of a GenBank genome assembly.